This is a messenger RNA of Rana temporaria (common frog), 1809 nucleotides long. Its product is annotated as mucin-2-like. The transcript is spliced from 3 exons. The annotation marks the transcript as partial. Lineage: Eukaryota; Metazoa; Chordata; Amphibia; Anura; Ranidae. The record is from RefSeq and is a predicted model, not a curated record.
ACAUCAACCACUACCCCACUCUCUACAACUACUGGAACAACAACACCAACCACUACACCACUCUCUACAACUACUGGAACAACAACACCAACCACUACACCACUCACUACAACUACUGGAACAACAACAUCAACCACUACCCCACUCUCUACAACUACUGGAACAACAUCAUCAACCACUACAUCACUCUCUACAACUACUGGAACAACAACAUCAACCACUACCCCAAUCUCUACAACUACUGGAACAACUAGACAAACCACUACCCCACUCUCUACAACUACUGGAACAACAUCAUCAACCACUACACCACUCUCUACAACUACUGGAACAACAACAUCAACCACUACCCCAAUCUCUACAACUACUGGAACAACUAGACAAACCACUACCCCACUCUCUACAACUACUAGAACAACAUCAUCAACCACUACACCACUCUCUACAACUACUGGAACAACAACAUCAACCACUACCCCACUCUCUACAACUACUGGAACAACAACACCAACCACUACACCACUCACUACAACUACUCGAACAACAACAUCAACCACUACCCCACUCUCUACAACUACUGGAACAACAUCAUCAACCACUACACCACUCUCUACAACUACUGGAACAACAACAUCAACCACUACCCCAAUCUCUACAACUACUGAAACAACUAGACAAACCACUACCCCACUCUCUACAACUACUGGAACAACAUCAUCAACCACUACACCACUCUCUACAACUACUGGAACAACAACAUCAACCACUACCCCAAUCUCUACAACUACUGGAACAACUAGACAAACCACUACCCCACUCUCUACAACUACUAGAACAACAUCAUCAACCACUACACCACUCUCUACAACUACUGGAACAACAACAUCAACCACUACCCCAAUCUCUACAACUACUGGAACAACUACUACUGGAACAACAACACUAACCACUACACCACUCUCUACAACUACUGGAACACCACUCUCUACAACUACUGGAACAACACCACCAACCACUACCCCACUCUCUACAACUACUGGAACAACUAGACAAACCACUACCCCACUAUCUACAACUACUGAAACAACAACACCAACCACUACCCCACUCUCUACAAGUACAGGAACAACAACACCAACCACUACACCACUCUCUACAACUACUGGAACUACAACAUCAACCACUACCCCACUCUCUACAACUACUGGAACAACAACAUCAACCACUACACCACUCUCUACAACUACUGGAACAACAACAUCAACCACUACACCACUCUCUACAACUACUGGAACAACAACAUCAACCACUACCCCACUCUCUACAACUACUGGAACAACAACAUCAACCACUACCCUAAUCUCUACAACUACUGGAACAACUAGACAAACCACUACCCCACUCUCUACAACUACUGGAACAACAACAACCACUACACCACUCUCUACAACUACUGGAACAACAACAACAUCAACCACUUCAUCACCAUCUACAACCACUGGAACAGCAUCAACCACUACAACUACUGAAACAACAACAUCAACCACUACACCCCCAUCUACAACUACUGGAACAACAACCACUAGAACUACACCAAGAUCUACAACUACUGGAACUACAUCAUCAACAACUACACCACAAUCUACAACUACUGGAACAACAACCACUACAACUACACCACAAUCUACAACUACUGGAACAACAACAACCACUGCAACUACCAUAACAAGAACUACUACUACAUCUACACCACCAUCUACUAUAACUAAAAGUAAGGUUAUAGUUUUUAUUAAAUUUAAGCCCAGCUGA